Messenger RNA from Anolis sagrei ordinatus, 2649 nucleotides. RefSeq names its product DEAD-box helicase 28 (gene DDX28). The record is from RefSeq and is a predicted model, not a curated record. Lineage: Eukaryota; Metazoa; Chordata; Lepidosauria; Squamata; Anolidae. Gene Ontology annotation, molecular function: ATP binding; mRNA binding; RNA helicase activity.
UCCACACAGCAAGGCGAGAGGUGGUGGCGUCAUCAGCAAGCGCGGCCUUGUGCUCCUUUCUGAGCUCAUGGCGGCGCUUCUUCUCCUCCGAAGGCCCGCUUUGGCCUGGUUUCCCCCGGCCUCGCGUGGCUGCAGCUCCGAGGAGGCGGCCUUGGAGGUGGUGCGGAUCCCUGAGGCCUGGAGGCGCCGCCUGGAGGAGAAGCAGCAGGCCGCAGAGCCCUGGAAGGAAGGCCCCGAGCCCUUGGGCGGGAAGCAGAGGAAGCUGCUCCUGAGGAGCCGGCGGAAGGAGCUGAGCCAGGCCUUGGGGUGGACUGUAGGCCGCUGGGAGAAGCCUCGCUUGGUCUCAGACGGGUGGAAGCACCGCCUUUCCCGAGGAGACCACUUCCAGCUGGAACGCACCAGGAAGGAAGCCUUGAGGGAGGAAGAGAACGACGAAGAAGGCCUCUCCUUCCCAGACUUGGGCCUGGAUCCGCAGCUGGUGGCCAUUCUGGAAGGCGCUUGGGGCAUCUCCCGGCCCUCGCCGGUGCAGAAGCGGGCCAUCCCUGUCCUCUUGAAGGGGAGCAACGCGCUCUGCGGGGCCGAGACCGGCAGCGGCAAGACCUUGGCCUACCUGCUCCCUUUGGUCCAGCGGCUCUUGACGUCCCGCCAUUUGCCUCACACGAUGGGACGGGUGACCCACCCUCAUUCCUUGGUUGUCCUGCCUUCCAGAGAGCUGGCGGGGCAAGUGAGGAGCGUCGCCGCCCGGCUGUGCAGCCCUUUGGGCCUGGAAGUCCGGGGCAUCGGCGGUGGGCGGGGCAUCGGUGGCAUACGGAGGAAGAUCCGCGACGUUCCCGUCGACCUCCUCGUGGCCACGCCGGGCGCCUUAUGCAAAGCCCUGCGGAGGCACAUCUUAUCCUUAGAGCACCUCCUCUUCCUCGUUCUGGAUGAAGCAGACACCUUACUGGACCCCAGCUUCGUGGACUUAGCCCGAGACCUGCUUCAGCAAACGCCGCUGGCCUCCAGUCGCAAGGAAGCAAGCGAUGUUUGGGACCCCAAGACCCAAGUGGUUGCGGUGGGAGCCACUCUCCCCAAAGGGUUGAGCGAACUACUCAGCGAAGUGGCUGACUCCAGCAGCUUCCAUACCGUGACGAGUUACGGCUUGCAUUUCCUCCAGCCUCAUGUGGAGCAAAAAUUCAUGCGCCUGAAAGGCAGCGACAAAGUGACUGAGCUGUUGCAGCUCCUCAAGGACCGCGGGCCCACGUCGGGCGCGGUGCUGGUUUUCUGCAAUGGCGCAAGCACCGUCAACUGGCUUGGUUACAUCUUGGAUGACCAUAAGAUCAAACACCUACGCUUACAGGGCCAAAUGCAGGCCGAUAUGAGAGCCGACAUCUUUGACAGUUUCCAGAAAGGCCGCUGUGAUAUCUUAGUGUGCACUGACAUAGCGUCCCGGGGGUUGGACACCACUCGUGUGGAGCUAGUAGUCAAUUAUGAUUUCCCACACACAUUGCAUGAUUAUUUGCAUCGGGUAGGACGGGCUGGCCGUAUAGGCAGCACCUUCCCUGGGACGGCAGUCAGCUUUGUGACCCACCGGUGGGAUGUGGACUUGGUCCGGAAGAUAGAAACUGCAGCUCGCAAAAGGACUCGCUUGCCUGGGUUGGAACCAGUCGUUCAGAAGGCUUUUUCUAACAAAAAGUAAUUCCCGACCUAUUUAAAGGACCUGCAUUUUUUAUGUUCUUAUUGAUCAAAUAAGCCAAUGUUCAAAUAAAAAACCACAGCAAAUAUAUAAAACAUGAAUUGCUCUUGAUGUGGAAUUUUGAAUUUUAAAAAUAUGCCUAUUGUUUCCGAGAAUGAAAACCACACAUUCUGUCUGAGGGGGGGAGAAAGCGCACCGCGCAUCAGUGCCUGAUUAUGUAACCCUUGCAAAACCCAUGUAGACAUCUAAAAAAAAGAAAUAGACCCUUUUGCAAGCCAACUUGAUCAGGUAUCCAUUAAAGCUUUCGGUGAGAAAGAAAAUGCAGCGUGAGGCAGCAUAACUUCCUUUUUUCAAAACUUAAUAAAGCCCUUUGUAUGAAUCAGAUUUUUUUUUUAUAAUGUAGGCGCAUACCUAAAGUUUUGUUUUACGUAGUUUUGAAGAUCAAAUUUGGUAGGUGACGUCCCCCAUUCUCCAUACACUGAGUAAACCGAUUUCUGGCGUUUGUCAUGACUCUUGCCAGCAUAGCAGGCGUUAUGUUGGCAGUUUCUUCCUGGAUGUUGGUCUUCAAAUCUUGUAGGGUCCUUGGAGGGUUCACAUAAACACGGGAUUUCAAAAAACCACAAGGGGCCAAAUCUGGAGAGCAGGCUAGCCACUCCAAAUCCGCUCGAAAAGUAGGCCUCAACGGCAAAAGCACACUCCUCACUGUUCCAACGCAGGAUGACGACUGAACGUGUCAGGACUUUAUACUCCCGCCUCUCUAACGAGACCACUAGCGCUUCGCUACAUCUUCAACCAACUGGUGCACAUUUCAAAAAAGGAAGUUAUGCUGCCUCACCCUGUAUGUGCUAGAACACUAGCUUCAAAUGAAAAGGAACCUACACUUAGUAGGAUGAAAAGAAUCGUACACUAAAAAGCAUUUGAAAACUGCAAUUUGUGAAAAAGCAAUAAAAAUCCAAUAAAAGUUACAUUUAAUGACA